Messenger RNA from Colletotrichum destructivum, 5599 nucleotides. RefSeq names its product Putative carbohydrate-binding WSC, immunoglobulin-like protein. The transcript is spliced from 5 exons. NCBI's taxonomy places the organism in Eukaryota, Fungi, Ascomycota, Sordariomycetes, Glomerellales, Glomerellaceae. The record is from RefSeq and is a predicted model, not a curated record. Bases 262 to 5301 code for a protein of 1679 amino acids. Gene Ontology annotation, cellular component: plasma membrane.
GUCUUGACGACACGACACGCAGCGGCCCUGCUCGAGUCUGUCGUCGUCGGCUGUCUAUUAUCUGUUGCCACGCUCUACCGGCCCGCCUACACACUUGGCAAUUAUUGACUUUGUUUAUUAUCCGCUCUGCCCCCCUCAGACCUUGAUCAUGGCGUCACCAAGUGCUCUGCUGUUCUAUCCCUCGCCCAAGCCACUUCUGGGGUUUCCGCCAUUGAAGCAGACAUUCACUUGUUCACAGCUUCUGUCGUCCGAUAGCCCAAAAUGAGACUUUCUCUUGCGACUCUGGCCUCGCUGCCGGUGCUUGUUGCCUCGUUAGCCUCGACCGACUCAUACCGCGAUGCUGAUCUACCGCAAUCUGGCUAUCUUCCGAACCACAACCUGGACCCCAAUGUCGCAGGCUCUUCAAGCUUCAAGAACCUAUGGACAUUCACCUCUCCCAACCCCAGGGAGCUGUGGUUGGCCAAGCCUCUGGUUUACACGCCCGAUGGCCAAUCCGAACUCGUCAUCACAGCCUCCGAGAUGAAUGUCGUUCGCGUCUUUGACAGCAAGACGGGAAGGGUAUUGCAAGAAAGGACACUUCAACCGCCGUUUGCUUCCAUCGACAGCAACUGCGGCGACAUUCCCGACUGGAUCGGUGUUACCGGCACUCCCAUCAUCGACCCCGCAACCGACAUCAUGUAUCUCUUCUCCAAAGGCUACAAGGACGGAACAACUUCCGGCACCGCUAACGGAGCCUACAAGAUGUACGCCCUCCGGAUCCCCAGCCUCGAAGAUGUUGCCGGCUUUCCCGUUCUCAUCGAUGGCAUCAAUGCCGACAAUGAUGCUGCCCGCUACUUUGUCGGUGGCGUAGCUCUGCAGCGGCCAUCGCUGACGGAGCUCAACGGGCACAUCGUUGCGGCCUUUGGCUCCCACUGCGGCCGUUGGAACUACACGGGCUACCUCGUCUCCGUCAGCAAGACCCCGGGCGUCGGUCCCGUCAGCAUGUGGGCAACCGAGGCCGCGCCGGGCGCUCCCAAGCCCCAGCCGCUCGACUUGGCCACCGAAACUGGCGGCAAGGCCGGCAUCUGGCAGAGCGGUAUGGGCCUACCUACUGUCGGCAACAACAUUUACUUCGUCACCGGAAACGGCCAGGGGCACGUCAAUGGCAACGUGCCAGCCAGCGGCAGGCUUCCCAUGUCGACGUUGGAUGAGUGCAUCGUAAAGAUGGAGCUGUCGGCAGCCGGCAAACUGACCUUGGUCGAUUACUUCCAGCCGUACGACUACAUUGGCCUCGACGCCGGCGAUCGCGACGUUGGCUCUUCUGGACUGGCCGUUCUUGAUGCCAGCGUCUUCAAGGGUGCCGGAGUCAAUCGGAUCGGUGUCACAGCCGGAAAGAAAGGCCGCACUUAUGUGGUCAAUGCCGACAACCUCGGCGGUUUCCGGCAGGCCGCAGACGGCGGUGACGGCAUCUUGCAAACCAUCGAGCUCGGCGGUUCUCUGUACGGUGGAUUUGGCAGUUAUCCUGCUGAGGGGGGCUACAUUUAUGCAACCACGGUCGGCGGUAGUCUUGUUGCCUACAAGCUUGGCUUCGACUCCAAGGGCGCCCCUCAGUUCAGUCUCGCCGGAAAGUCGGCAUGGAUCUCUGCUGGCCGAGUCGGCGUUGGCCAGAUGACUGUUACCUCUGACAACGGGAAGAUUGGCAGCGGUAUUGUCUGGAUCACCGACGUCAACGCUGGCCUUCAGGCCUUUCGCGCAGUUCCUCAAGACGGCGUCAUGGUCCCUCUCAAUCUUCCGCGGUCCCAAGGCACCAACAAGUUCCAGCGUCCUGUUUUCGGAGACGGCCGUGUCUUUUUCCACUCCAACAACAACAAGCUCGUUUGCUUCGGAGCCCCCGUCAACUCGGCCGUCAACUGCACCAGCCCAGUCGACUUCGGCUCCCUUGAAAUGGGAUCUACCGCCAGUGUCAAAGUCAGCUGCAAGGCCAACGUUGCACUCACCCAGGUCGUUGGCUGUUCCGUCUCGGACGCCUCAUGGUCGUGUUCCAACUCGACCCUGCCCACGGGCGCCGUGGCCGCGGGCACUUCCUUCUCGCUGGACGUGACAUGGGACCUCUUGAACCCUGCCGCCAAGGUCAUUCCUGGGUUCCUCUCCGGCGCGUUGACGCUGUCCAUCAGCGCCUCGGCAGACUACGCUUCAAGCACCGUAGUGUCACUCCAGGGCACUGUUGUCAAACAAGGUGCCUUCCUCAGCGCAACCCCUUCGGACAUCGCCUUUGGAAGACUCGUUCAGCGAGAUGCCCCUGACGGCUUGACCGGCACGGCUUUGCUGCAGAACGUCGGCAACGGCACGCUGACCUUCACCGGCUUCGCUUGGCAGAGUGAUGCUGGCACUUACACCAAUCUCACAGGCGAUGGCAACUUGGGUUCCGGCUUUUCGUCUUCCAACUUCCCUGCUGUCGGCUCCACCCUCGAGUCUGGUCAAGGGCUGACCGUUCCGUUGCGUUUCUUGCAACAAGCCACUGGGUCGUACACGACAAAGGUCGCCAUCUGGUCGAACGGCGGCUCGGCCGUCCUCACACUGAGCGGCUCCGUCAACGAUCCGCCCGCUGUUACCUUCGAGCUAGCCGAUGGUUCCGGCAACUGGAAUGCGCUAUCAGACUACAAGGUUGCGUUUGGAGAUGUGCUCGCCGGCGCCUUGGUCGACAAGCAGAUCCGCGUCUGCAACAAGGGCGGAGCGCCUUUAACAAUCACCAUUUCUAAGCCCCCCGCAACGCCUCAGUUGUUUGCCCUUAACCCCAACCAUGACCUCACCGAAGGAACCCAGGUUCCGGCCGGCACAUGCGCCAUUGGUAAUGUCGGCGUACACGCCGCCCCUGUCCAACCGAACCACCCAUCUCAACCUCUCGGGGCUCUGUGGACUCUCAGCACCGACGGCAACGAUCCCAUAACGGGCCAAGCCUCCGGGUUGCACAACAUUGUUUUUGAAGGCACAGUCGUCAGCAAGCAAGUUGGGCCUCUCCUCACGAACGGAACUGCGCGGUACCAGUGGGUUGGAUGCUUCAAGGACACCACUAACCUGGGCCGCAACCUGCCCAACUCGGUUAACAACGCGGCGCAGCAGAAGACAAACACGCUCCAACAGUGUCAGGCACUUUGUCUUGCCAGGGGCUCCAUCCUCUCUGGCGUGCAGUAUCAUCAAGAAUGCUGGUGUGGUACCAACAUCAAGAACCCUUCCACCUACACGGAUGAGUCCCUCAACCUUUGCACUUUCGAUUGCACCGGCGACGACACACAGGCUUGUGGCGGUGACAACGGGCACAUGAGUUUGUAUGCCGACAUUAGUUCCUUCGACAUUCAAGGAUUUUACCGCUCGCUCAAUGCCCCUAGCUCAAGCUCGAGCUCAUCGGUGCCCGCGGCGACGAGCACCAGCACCAGCACUAGCGUCGCAUCCUCUAGCACCAUUAUCUCGACUGCCUCAUCAAGCAGUGCGGAUCUGCCAUCCUCUUCUGUCAUCAGCAGCACACAGCUUUCUAGUGCUCUGGUCGUCAGCUCGACCUCUUCCAGCUCUGUGGAGUCGAGCAUUUUCUCAUCAGCUACCACAGCAUCUCCUUCAUCAAUUAUCUCGAUAUCUCCUUCAUCGACCACCUUGACCUCUCCUUUUUCGAGCAACAUCGACGUCCCUUCGACUCUGUCCAGCAGUGGCACUCCCAUCACGAGCACCAUCGCGUCGUCAACUACCACCACUUCGAGUACGGCGUCGUCGUCGAGCCCAACGUCGACGAUGGUCAUGUCGCCCCUAAACCCCCGAAUGCCCGCAGUCAUCGGUGAACAGUGGCAAUACGCCGGCUGUUUCAAGGAUUUGAUUAACAGCACACGACUUUUAGGCGAAGCCUUUCUGGCUACCGACGACAUGACCCUGGACAAGUGUGCGACGUUCUGCAGUAAGGGCGCCUACAAUGACGGCGCUUUCAACUACUUUGGUGUCGAAUACGGCCGCGAGUGCUUCUGCGGCUGGGAUGUCAAAGCAGCACAGGCAAGCACAUCGGAGUCGGAAUGUUCCUCGCCAUGCGCGGGCUCGGCCAUUGGUUUGUGCGGAGCCGGAAGCAGGCUUUCUGUCUACAGCAACAAGACCCCUAUCCAGAUCCCGUCUGCUCCCCAGCAUGGCCCGCGAGCGGGCGACUAUAAGUUCCUGGGCUGCCAAACCGAGGCUACCAUUGGUCGUGCCUUGGGCGGCAAGUCCACGGCCUCGGACACAAUGACAGUAGACGUUUGCGCGUCGUUCUGUUCCCUGGGCGGAUGGCAGUUGAUGGGUGUCGAGUAUGGUCGUGAAUGUUUCUGUGGCAACUCGACCAAUGCCGGAUCGAUGCCAGCUCCUCUCAAGGAUUGCAACAUGGUCUGCAAGGGCAACAAGCUUCAAUACUGCGGUGCGGGUAGUCGUCUCGACCUCUACCUAUUCUCCCCGCUUGCCCCUAGCGCGUCUUCGAGCGCCGUGGUCUCGACGAGCUCAGCGAGUUCGACAAGUUCGACAACCUCUAGCUCCUCUUCUGCCGACAGCUCGACCAUUUUGACUUCUUCCUCCAUUGCCAGCUCUUCAAGCCUGGCGUCGCCGUCCAUCUCACCAGUCGCGACAUCAUCAUCGGCGUUGCCAGAAUCUUCUGCAUCGCCAACCAAACCGCCGCCUGCUUCGGACCCCGCCGUCUCGUCUGUCGCGUCAUCGACUAGUGGGGAUUUAACGGUCACUUCAUCCAGCUCGUCGGCCAGCAGCUUGGCAUCAUCUAUGCCACCACCGACGUCCUCGUCAUCUACCAUUCCGGUGCCCACCGUCCCGGCAUCGACAACAGCAAGCAGCUCGGCCGACACGGCACCGAGCACAACGUCGGGUCCCUCAGCCACAGCUACCAAUGGGUACUAUUACAUCGGCUGCUUCCAGGACACCAACUCGGGCCAUGCGCUGCCAGGCUUGUUCGCCAACAACAGCGUGACCCCCGAACUCUGCAUCGACUACGCCAACUCCAAGUUCAGCAACUCACCGACCUCGACGACGAGGAUGCCGUACGUCUUCCUCGAGUACCACCACGAAUGCUACGGAGGCGGCACUUUCGACUUCAAGGGUGCUGCGGUCACCUCAUUGGUUGGAAAGCAGGCUUGCAAGGACUACUGCUACGGCAGCGUCAGCACAUUCACAACGAACGGCAAGGCCACGACAACGACCGGUACGGCUAACUACUGCGGCGGUCCCAAGAUGUUCGACCUGUACGCGUUGUCAACACCCGUCGCUUUCCCCACAACAGGCGGGCCUCUGGUCACUAGGACAGUGAAUUGAGGCGGUCUCGAGGGAGAAACUCAUGAUUGAUACAAUUGCAUAAUCACGCAUUGAACAGCGCAGCAUUUGUCAAUUUUUAUUUUCAGUACAUACCCAGGCAUCCCCAAACAUUGGAUGUCAAGCAAUUAUGCGCAUACUUAGGCUUCAUCUCCACAUUCAUAAUAAUAGUUCAUAUAAUCUCAACUUGAAUCGUCCAAUAUGUCGUGAGGCUUGUUGUUCUCCAUCAAGUGAGUGGUAUGCUGGAAACUACUGUCGCAGGUCAUGUGCAUGUGGCCUCUUUCAACAUUUCCUUCACCUA